AUGAUCGCAGCACAAGUGCUCGUGUUUUUUCUUUCCUUACUUCAUGUCAGUUUGGCAGCUCCGGUAACCUUGUAUCAGACUACCACUGCUGUUACAUACGAGGAUGGCUCUCAGUAUUCUUACAACCCAACUGCUGACGCUACGCUGGCCGUGGCUGCAUCUGCUGCUGCUACUGGUGAGGUCUCCGCUGAUUCCUCCUCCUCAUCUGGAUCUACUGGCUCAUCCAUCUGGUCCACUUUGCUGAACUGGUUGAGCAACUACUCAAGCUCAUCUGGCACCUCCAGAUCUGGUUCCACUUCCGGCUCAAGUUCUGGCCUGGGCUUCAGCUUCUCCUCAUGGCUUAAGGGUCUUUUCGGAAACAGUGACAACUCUGACUCCGGAAACAACUCAUACACUAGCUCUGCUAGCUCUGCUAACACCCAGCAGCCAUCUACUUCCGCUCCAUCCUCCACUUCCACUGGUGGCGGCUGGUUUGACACCAAGACCUCCUCCACUUCUCAGCAGAGUAGCACGACUUCAUCGGACUCGACUAGCACUGGUGGUAUCUACGAUGCCAUUUACAACUCUUCUGAGGACAUUGACAAGAGUUUUGCCAAGGAUAUUUUGGAUGCUCACAAUAAGUACAGAGCCCAACACGGUGUUGACGAGUUGUCAUGGGAUGAGGGUCCAUACAAGUACGCUAAGGAGAACGCUGAUGCUUACGACUGCUCUGGUGUUCUCACCCACACUCAUGGUCAAUACGGUGAAAACUUGGCUGCUGGAUUCAGCAACGGUCCUUCUGCUGUGAAGGCUUGGUACGACGAAGGUCAAACUUACGACUACUCCUCUCACAACGAGUACAACCACUUCACUCAGGUUGUGUGGAAGGGAUCCAAGAAGGUUGGUUGCGCCUACAAAGACUGUCGUCUGAACAACUGGGGCUUGUACAUUGUCUGUGAGUACGACCCUGUUGGAAACGUUAUUGGCCAGGAGGCUCAGAACGUCUUGAAACCCGUGUCAUCCUAG
Molecule: messenger RNA, 1005 nt
Organism: Candidozyma pseudohaemuli
Lineage: Eukaryota; Fungi; Ascomycota; Pichiomycetes; Serinales; Metschnikowiaceae
Gene: PRY1
Product: Pry1p
Exons: 1
Coding region: 1-1005 (334 amino acids)
Source: RefSeq, a predicted model, not a curated record